Molecule: messenger RNA, 2503 nt
Organism: Pseudopodoces humilis (Tibetan ground-tit)
Lineage: Eukaryota; Metazoa; Chordata; Aves; Passeriformes; Paridae
Source: RefSeq, a predicted model, not a curated record
AGAUCCUCCCUCAUCACAUUUUGGGAAGUCUCCAGGAGUUAAAGAUGGAGGCCUUGGCCAGAAGAAACACUCAGCUAGCAGAUGCUAUUAAGAUUCCUCAUCCAGAUGUUACUGCAGCAGCUUUAAAAGAGGAACAUGGAGGAGAGAAGAAAGAAAAGGCACAUCAGGCCAAACUAGCAGAGCACAAAGCUUUCCAGAACUGGAACCAUCAUAUGGCAAUGAGGAAAAAGCAGGAGAAACACCUAGGAGAAAUUCUUCACAAGCCAGAGAAUGAAUUGCUGAUGAACAUGUCAGACAAUUACAGGCAAAUUCAGGAAGAACGUGACCUCAUUGACCGGAGUCUCCCUGCCCUAUUUCCUGGAAAGGGAUACCGAGUAGGAAGUGAGUUCUGGAGCCUUCCUGAGCAAAUUGGGGAUGAGCUCACCGGGCUGACUCUGACCCUGACUCGGACAGAAUGUGGGCACCCAGAGCCAUUCACUCAUGUGGGGAAACCUCGAACUGUUCAGAGGGAAACAGGUCUGAAGCCUCCAAAGAAGAUUCCUUGCCACCUAAACUGGGAUAAGAGUCUUUUCCUGAAACAUCGACGGCAGGAGCUAAAAUCUCUCCUAGAGGAGCUGGGCUUUUUUAAGCCGGAUCUGGAAGGACUGGAGGUGAUUGGGAAAGGGCAGCCUUUCACAUCUGUCUCAGCUGAGGCUUUUCGAGAUACCACCAUUUCUGAAGAGAUUGAGACCCUUGACCCCUUAGGUGACUCCUUCAUUGUGGUUCCAGAAGUUGAAAAGGUUCCAUCUUUAGUUUUCUGUGGCCAGCCUGCUCGUUGGAUCAAGGGCGUCACUGCUUGCAGGAAGGAAAUUGGCAUUGCUGCCCGGCUCACCUUUGAGACUCUGGCUAGUGAGAAGGCUGAAAGCUUCCUGACAGUGACCAAUGAUGGCAGAGCUGCCAUUUGGUACAACUGGAUGAGGCUCCCCCAGCAGAUCCCCUCCAGAGGAACCAAGGGGAGGAGGAUGCCCUAUUUUUACUUUGAUACCAGACCAGGUGUAAUUUUGCCUGGAGAAACUCGGAGGUUUUCCUUUAUUUUCAAGUCAGAGAGAGCAGGGAUUUUCAGUGAGCCCUGGGAAUUUAGGACACAUCCUGUGUUAUUAGGAGGAGCUCUGCUUCAGGUGACCCUUUGGGGAAUUGCUGUGUAUGAGGAUAAAUUGGCUGACUUCAGAGAGAAACUGGAGAGUGAGCUGGCUGCUCGAGAAGGUGCUGCUAUAGUGAAAGACAGCCUGAAUGAACUUCUUGACCAAAUUCGGACACCCGAGCGCACCCCAUCUCCUGUGGAUGCCUGUGUCACAGAGGAAGAGCUGUUCCACAGGAAAAAUCCCCAGUUGCAUUAUCAGCAUCAAGUGAUAAAGCAGCUGCAUAAACUAUGGAGACAGCACCUGGCUGUUCCUUCAGGCUUGGAGAAGGAAGUGCCCUUGGACCAGAGGAGAGCUGCAGAGGACGUGGAGUACCAAGAGAGCACCUCAGAGCCUCCCUCUGCCCAGAGCAGCACCACUGAGCUCACACGUGGGAAGUACACAUCAGAGGAGGCUCCAAGGGAAAAGAGCAUUGAGGAGGAUGAAGCAGGUCCUUCAGGAUGGAACCUUUCCCUCGAGGACUUUAAACAGGUGGCUAUAAUGUCAAUCCCCGAGGAGGAGCAGCGGGAAGAAGCACUGACCCAGCUCAAUAAGGCAGCUCUGGAGCUGUGUGUUGAACAGAGGCCAACUCAGUCAGACCUUCUGUAUCCACUCUGCCUCCAGCUGUGGCGUGGAGCAAUUGAUGACCUGGUGAGUCACUCUCUGAGGCUGAGAUCCCUGCUUGGUUUGAUUAAGAAGGACACCUAUGUAGAAGCUGUUCCAGAGGAAACAGAGGAAGUAAAGCAAGGAGGAGCAAAUAAAGGAGGAAAGGAAGACAAAAUAAUUACUAAGAAAGAAGAGAAAAAGGAUAAAGAAGGCAAGAAAAGCAGAGGGACAUCAGGGAAAGAGAAAGCGGUAGGUGUUGGGAUGCUUGGUGAGCCCUGAGUGCUGGGGACAGCAUGAUCCAUCCUGAGUUUGAGCUGAUUUCCAACCCAGUGAAAGAUGUGCUGCUGCUGGGAGAUGCAUCUUGAGCAGUGUCCUGACCUAGGUCCCUUUUUCUCUUGGUCUGUCCCUGAUUAGGAUCAUUCAGGCAGCAGAAAGCUGAAAGCAAAAGAUGAGAAACAAGGAUCUUCCAUUUCAGUGCAGGACGUGAAAGGUGGGGCAGAGUCCAUCAAAGGAAGAGAUGAGAAGCAGACGGUGAAAGAGGGAGCUGAAAACACAGAUGGGGCAGAACCUGCUCAGGAGCAGGCAGACUCUAUUGCACUUGAAACAUACCAGGAAAAGCUCUAUAUUGAAGUGAGUCUGACCAAAGCUUGUAUCAUUGUCUUGGUUUUGUUCUUUUCUUGUAAGGCACACUCAGGCUCAGGGGGAGAGGCAGGAAUUUUGUUAAACUCAGAAAACUGGCA